UUAAUGCUCGGUUUUUCAGGAACUGAUUAAGGGGGGGGGUUGCGUGUAGUAACCUGUCUAGGCCAGAGUUCAGAAGCACUUUGAUUCCCACACAUCUAAGGACAUCUUAAGUGUUUCCUUUUUCUACAUUUGCGAGAAGCUUCAACAGUCUAGAGAGGUUAAUGUUUUACUUCAUUUUCAGUAACAACAUAAAUAUGGAAAAGAUUAAGAAAGUAGAUGAUACCAGUACAUUAAAGUGUAAUGUUCUGUGGCUUGACGGCACAUAGAAACACUAGUGCAUAUAGUUUCAAGAUUAGUAGUCUUUCCUGAGCACUCCUGGGUCAGAAGUUACAAGUCGAAUUAUUUUUAGUCCCAACAGUAUAACCCAGUACUUGCAACAUAUAACACUAUUGGAAGGGUCUGGACACAGCUGCACAUGUCCGUCCUUGUGGCUUGGUGUUUUUCCCAUGCUGGGUUGGAAAGUGGAUGGUGAAUUUCCUAGACUGCUUUUUGUUUUGCCUUGCCAACAGGAACCUGUGUCAGUGCGAUUAACAUCCACAGCUGUGACCAGCCUAGUUGCUUCUUUACAACUUCCCAUUGUAAAAGUCAGAUUUAGGUUUCGCAAGGAACCUCCAUGAAAUAACUUUGUGUAUGGUUUCCUCCCUGACGUAACUCAGCCCAGAUGUCAAAUUUACCAAAAGCUUCAUUGAAGAACUCAGAUCAUCUUUUGACAACCAUAGACUGAAUUUGGGUUUUGUAGCAAAACUUGAAAAAAUGCCUGUUGUUAUGAUAGUAGCUAGUUUUGCAUAGUUCUGAUGAAUAUUUGAGAUGAGGAAUACACAGCUAGAGAGAUAACAGGAUCUUUGCUUUUAAUUCAUCAGAACCUUUAGAUGAUAAAAGAAGAUCUGCUCUCUGCUUCUCAUUACACCUCACAGAUACAUGCAGGCAGUUGAUUUGGGCUGACUGAGACCAGUGAGGUCAUUUCAUACACAAUCAACAGCUGUGAAAUAGCAGCUGGCUUUACUUAUUAGCAAAUUUUGCUCAUUAUACACGCAGUCCAGCAAGCCUAUCUUAAUAUUUCCCCCUCCACGGGUACCCUUUGGCUUGUUUUGAAACACAAGAGAUGGACAAAUGGAGCUUAAUGACCAUUGCUGUCUUACUAGGACUCACUGUACGUUGGACAAUUUCACUUGGUUCUUAUUCAGGUGCAGGAAAACCACCUAUGUAUGGAGACUAUGAAGCUCAGAGACACUGGCAAGAAGUUACUUACAAUCUACCGAUCAAGCAGUGGUACUUCAAUACCAGUGACAAUAAUCUACAGUACUGGGGCCUUGAUUAUCCACCUCUUACUGCUUAUCACAGUCUCUUGUGUGCUUACGUUGCAAAUUUAAUAAAUCCUGAUUGGAUUGCUCUCCACACAUCCCGUGGGUAUGAGAGUCAGCCGCAUAAGUUAUUUAUGCGUGCAACAGUUUUUAUUGCUGACUUGCUGGUUUACAUACCCGCUGUUAUCAUGUACUGUUGUUAUUUAAAAGAAACAUCAACUAAAAAAAAGGUCUCCACUGCUCUUUGUGUAUUGCUUUAUCCAGGUCUUAUUCUUAUUGACCAUGGACAUUUUCAAUAUAACUCUGUGAGCCUUGGCUUUGCUCUUUGGGGUGUACUUUUCUUGUCUAAUAAUUGGGACCUUUUAGGGUCAGUGGCAUUUUGUUUGGCCAUAAGUUAUAAACAAAUGGAGCUCUACCAUUCCUUGCCUUUCUUUUGCUACCUACUUGGAAAAUGCUUCAAGAGAGGCCUAACAGGAAAGGGAUUAGUGCUGUUAAUUAAAAUAGCAGUUACAGUGGUUGCUGCUUUUGCUAUGUGCUGGCUCCCAUUCUGCACAGAAGCGGAACAAAUCCUGCAAGUACUCAGAAGACUUUUUCCCAUUGACCGAGGCUUGUUUGAGGAUAAAGUAGCCAACGUUUGGUGCAGUCUAAGUGUCCUUAUAAAGAUAAAGAACAUUCUUUCACCUCAGACUCAGCUUAAACUCAGCUUUGCUUUCACAUUCCUGAGCCUACUUCCUGCUUGUAUAAAACUAACUCUUCAGCCCUCUCUCAGAGGAUUCAAAUUUGCUCUGGUUAGUUGUGCAUUGUCAUUUUUCCUAUUCUCCUUCCAAGUACACGAAAAAUCUGUUCUUCUAGUAUCAUUACCAGUCUGCUUAAUCAUAAAUGAAAUCCCAUUCAUGGCUACAUGGUUUUUACUUGUAUCAACUUUCAGCAUGUUGCCACUUCUGUUGAAAGAUGGCCUCUUAUUGGCCUACAUUGGGACAACAUUAGCCUUUCUUACAGUCUGCACAGCUUCUUUUUCAAUAUUUGAAAAGACUUCAGCAGAAGACCUGCAGCUGAAAUCGUUUUCCCUUUCCAUUUGGGGAUACAUUCCUUGGUUAAAGCCAUUCCCAAAGUUUGUUAAGAGUCUGUUUCUCAUCUCAAUAAUUCUGAUGGGCGUCCUCAGUUUAAUGAGUGCUACACUGAAUCCUCCACAGAGGCUACCAGAUUUAUUCCCAAUAUCUGUGUCUGUUGUUUCCUGCUUACACUUCUUAUCCUUCUUGAUGUAUUUUAAUAUUGUUGUACUGUGGGACUCAAGAAAUAGUAGAAACCAGAAGAAAACCAGUUAGUUAAAUCCAAACCUGUAAAAAUCCAGGACUAAAUUGCAAAGGGACUGACUGUUUUCAUUGAAUUAUGUCAUGCAGCUAAACCACUGUGUGUUUUAGUGCACUUCCCAGGAUCUGAUGUAAAGCAGGAAAGAAAAUGUUUUAUACUGAAACACAGAUAAGUUGAUCAUAACUCUUGUUUUAAGGGAAAAGAAUUGCUAUUUCCAAAGAAUGUCUGAAAUUUAACUUGGCCUGUUAGUCUCCAGAAAUGUAAUACUUCUGAUGUUGCUUGUAAACUGAAAAUACAUAAUUAAAAGAGCAAAAUCUUGAACCUGAGCUAGCAGUGCCAGUUUAUUUUAGCAAAUCCCCAAAAUUAAUUUGCUAGUGUCAGUUUCACCCAUUUCCUAGCAUGAAAUGUGUAAGUGAUUCAACGUAAUAUAGGUUAAACAAUAACUCUUGGCUGUUACUUCCAAGUGGUCUCUUGCUGGCCCGGUUUGAUUACAUAAAUUAAACUUCCUUGCACACUAUUUCACUGUCCUCCAUCAUUGUUUCAAAUGAUAUGCUUAAAAUCAUCAAGGCCACUUCACUAAUAGCCAUAGCUCAGUAUCAUAGUUCAUGCUAACGUGACCAUCUUAUUCUGACAUUAACCUCUACACCAGCUGAGGUCCAUUUUUACUUCAACAAGAGUUACGGGGUGCUCUGGUUGUCAUUACUGUUUUCCCUCCAUAUCCUCUUUCAUAAGGACAAUGUAAUUUACUAACCCUACAUCAACAUAGAUAAUUCCCAUCAAUUUUAUGACCUAAAUGGAAUGGUUGGUCUCUUAAAAUUUGAUAAAACUCCAUCUUCUCUUCUAAGAUGUUUAAUUUUAAAAUAUAUGUAUUGUUGGGUAGAGUCCUGUAUCAUUAACCACAAGCUGGACUCCAAUUUCGCAGCACUUAGGUGACAGGCUAAGAAGUUCCAUGGAACCUUCAUUUAAGCUAUAAAGUUUUGCUGAAGGCAAUACAAAAAUGAUUAAGCAAUCAGCAUAGUGUGCUGUACAUGACUUCCCUGUCCCAACAUUUUCAAAACAUCACACACAAAUAUGUGCUUGUUACUGAAAUGCAAAGCUGUUAGUGGGGGGACAAGGUGCCUCCAGAUAACUUGAGGCUUUUUGCCCAGAAUGGGAGAGCAUCUCUUUCUCCUGUCUUCAUCCCCUGGAGUAUAUUCAUCAUCUUGUUCCUCAUGCUGACAGUGUCCAACAAUACUCAGUAGAUUUAUUAAAAUCAUUACCAGAUCCUGUCUUGAUUUGGUUCCUGUCUUACUACCCAAUUGAGAUCAACUGAGUUAGUAGUUGCUGCAGGCUGUCAACAGAUUCCUGCAGACAUCACUGCUUCAGUUUAUGCUGCUCACCUUUCGCUGAGAUCCCACAGAAACAGAUUUUACAGUAUUCUUUGUACUGGGGCAUCUAGAACUCUGAAUAGGUAUCUAAAUGGUAUGUAAAUUUAGGAAAAUAAAUUAGUUAGGCUAAUUGAAAGCUGAGAUGUCAGAUCAAAUAUCUGAAGGAUUAACUAGAUUUUUAAAAAAAAAAACCCUCCCUUUCAUUUGGAAUCACUUCCAGGCUGAGUGACACUUACCUGAACGACACUUAGCAUACCGCCUUGGUACACUAGUAGUUUAAAGGACACAAAUUAACACAUUAAAUAAUCAUGCAGAUAUUGCAUGUACUGGAAGAAAGCAGAAGCCAUGAAACUUUGCAUGGUAAGUACAGCCCACAGGAGAACAAGUAUCAGGGCAGAAUUAGGGAGAAGUUACAGUCUAGAUGCUCUCAUUUGUAAUCAUCCUAAGGAGUUGACCAUCCCUGUUUAAAGAUCACUCAGCAAAAUACCAAACUGUUGUUGACAUUAACACAUUCUAUGAGUGCCCUGCUGCAUAGCAAAACGCCAUGAGGGUGUGCAUCAGCUGUUCUAGGAACUUACUUCCAAAUAUGUGAAUUAUGAGUUCACUUAAAUGAAGUGUCUCUCAGAUAAGUUUACAUUUCUUAAUUGAAAAGGACAGUUUAAGACAAAUUGUCUCUCAAA
Molecule: messenger RNA, 4659 nt
Organism: Gavialis gangeticus (Gharial)
Lineage: Eukaryota; Metazoa; Chordata; Crocodylia; Gavialidae
Gene: ALG6
Product: ALG6, alpha-1,3-glucosyltransferase
Exons: 16
Coding region: 1103-2626 (507 amino acids)
Biological process (GO): protein N-linked glycosylation
Cellular component (GO): endoplasmic reticulum membrane
Molecular function (GO): dolichyl pyrophosphate Man9GlcNAc2 alpha-1,3-glucosyltransferase activity
Source: RefSeq, a predicted model, not a curated record